This is a messenger RNA of Xiphias gladius (swordfish), 3561 nucleotides long. Its product is annotated as nectin-3-like. NCBI's taxonomy places the organism in Eukaryota, Metazoa, Chordata, Actinopteri, Istiophoriformes, Xiphiidae. Bases 641 to 1372 code for a protein of 243 amino acids. The record is from RefSeq and is a predicted model, not a curated record. The transcript has 7 exons.
ACAUGGGGUCACUCUUACUGGUGGAAGCUGCGUGACCGGGCUGACUGAGUACGCUGAUCUGGUAACCAGACUUGAACACUCGAGAGAGGAACGAUCAGCCCGCAGGAGUUUUGACAGUUUUGCUCCCGGUUAAAGUGGCUAAGAUAUGGCAAAAUCUUCCUGUCGCAGUCAUGCGCCCGCUUUUCGUUCUUGGGUAGGUUAUUUUAAUGACUUUAUUUUGUUACAAUUUCAUUAACUUAUUUUGUUACACAGAUGUGUACACAGAUGUUUGUGAAUUUGGAUGUUCAGGUAUCUAGGUUGAUGGCUGAGGAAUCUACAGGAAUUGGACGAAAUAUUGUCCACUAACAUCUUACAGCCCUGUUCGUUUUUUGUUUGUUUUUUUUUGUUUUUAAUUUUUUUUUUUUUCCUCCUGUGUUUCCCUCAUAGCGCCAUAAUUUUUGAGACUUUUCUCCCGUUACCAUGCUGAUUUUUUUUUUUUUCUUUUUGUCCGUGUUUUCGACAGCGGAACCAGAAACUGAAGACUCGGCAACUUAAGUUUCCUGAAAGUUAACAUGAAAGCUGAUAUAAAAAGAUGGAUAGUUUCUAAAGCUAUCACAUGUGCAGUGUUUGUUAUUUUGUUCACCACUUGUAGUUAUGCACGAUGAAAAUGCGCAGCAAAUCGCCCGUCGUGCUGCUGAAGCUGAUUUACUUCACAUUACUCUCAGUUCUUGAGGCACAAGAAGUCCAUGUCUGGCCUCAAGUGACCGGAUACCUCCGGCAUGAUGUCACUCUGCCGUGCCAGUUCAUCCAAGGACCAGAAAACAUCAGUAUUGUUCAGGUUCAGUGGAAUCUCUUGUCACUCACAGGAGAGGAAAUCAAGAUUCUUAUUUCUGAUAGCCAGCAUGGACUGAAUAUUCCUAAUUCUACUCUGAGUGAGAGAGUGGAGAUUGCAGAACAAUCUUUGAUAAUUAAAGAUGUGGAAAUGAGAGAUGCAGGGUCAUACAUCUGCAUCGUUACAACCUUCCCCAGUGGUUCGCUUAGAGGAACAACCCAACUAGUUGUUCAAGAACAGAUACCAUUAUCAUUGGAAGUGGUUUCUGGUAUAGCGAUUGCUGUCAUACUGCUGGUAGGGAUCAUGGCAGCCGUUGCUUACUUCAUUUUCAUCAAAAGGCGUGAUUCUUUGAUCAGACACCCUGUCGACACUGAUACAGGUGGGACAGAAAUGGAUUUGGCCAGGCAAUCUGUUGUAAGAGAGAAGGAUGUGGUCUACUCAGAUGUCAGGCGAAAACCAUCUGGAGAUGUGACACCCUCAUCCAAUGACAAAAACACAGAGGCCACGUAUAAUGAUGUCACAUACGCUGAAGUUGUAGUUUGGGGUCAGCAGCCCAAAUGACAACAGGAGGGAAAAAAAAAAACUUUGAAAGUAUCAUUUAGCUUAUCCUGACAUCUUUCAAGAGUUCACUGUGUUGGUUCAGCAUGUAAUUAGCACAGAACAAAGUACAGCUGCGGCUGAUGGGAAUGCCAUUAGUUUUGCAGGUGUUUUCUCAUACUAAAGUAACAUUUUGACCUGAUGAGGAUGCUAGAUGAAAAGUCAUGCGAUUAAAAACAAAGCCAAUACAUCCUCUGGAGACCACGAAUGUGCGCACCAAAUUUCACAACUAGUAGCUGUUGCAGUAUCUCAAUAAAAAACUAAGAAGUCAACAUCAUAGUGGUGAGCCAAGUCUGGUGAACCAACGAACAUUUUCAUGCCUGGAAUCAUGCCGCUAGCAUGGCAAAAAACAUUUGGUCAGUGGAUCAGUUUCUAAUAUUGUAGUGAGGAAUAGUAGAAGCAGAAAUAGCCACAGUGAGUUCUUUCUGCAAACCUCCAACAUGUAAGCAACCUUUACCUUGCCAUGGCAUGAAAUGGUAAAAAGAAAAAACACUUGCAUGGUGCCAGCAUGGCUUGAGUCUUCAGAGUUGGACCAUCUCCACUUGGAAAAACACUUCCAUACCUGUACCUGAAUCUAACUUGGCAGUGUAUAUACGCUGUGUUACUGCAGGGAAUUUCAGUCAUGUGAUGAAUACAGUUCCAGCAAUAGAUGUGUAUGUGACAAAAACAUCAUCUGGCCCUCGGGGUGUCACAUGACCUGCAAUCCUCCCACAGACAUGUGCUGCUCUUGACAGAACAUCAUGACAAGAGUAGAAGGAGUCCCUGUUCCUCCUUUGGUAACCAUUAAAGUACAAAGAUAGACAAGGAAGUAAAAAGUUCCAGAAAUUGAGAGCUAACGCAACAAUGCAAAAACCACUUUUGCAUGUAAGUGAUUGCAAGAGGUAAAAGUGUUUCGUGACUUUAGAAGUGACAUCAAGCUGGUCAGUUUCUGCUGUAAAAUUAACUUUCUGGAUUCCCAUUUUUGUGUGAUUUUCUUAACUAACUAGACAUCACUGUGUAAAGACUGAUGUGUCCCUCUUUCUCUGACUUUGUUACUAGCCAGAGUUUGCACCUAAGCCUUAUUUCGGCUUAAGGUGUUUGAGUCAGAGAGACAGGCUGGAACGGUCUUUCAAAUGGUUGUUCUUGCCUAAUUCUGUCUAUUUUGUCAAACUUACCUACAGCAAUUUUAAACCAAAAUCAAGAAUUGCAUAUUGUGAUAUAGUACUGUAUGUAUUUAAAUAUCACAGAUACUGAUAGUCGUAGUUUUUCAUUUUACACCAUAUUGUGUCUGCUUUGGGUCUUGUGCACAACACACCUCUCAAUGUAAGUGUAACAAUCGUUUCCAUGGGGGUUGCUGUCUGAACAUACCUUAAAUAAAAUGGUGACAAAAUACAGUUUGCAAUGCUAUUGUAACUACAUACAUCACUGAACUUUACCAACAGUCACAGUGUCUCACUUCCUGUGUCAUUUUGUGGGUGUGAGAUGUCUGCUACACAAACUGUAAACAUAUUAAGUCCUUAUAUCGAGUCUUUUAAAUGUGGUGGGUUGUUUAAAAGUCAGGGCUUAAGAAAUUUGGUUGUAGUCGGAGUAAAGUUUUUGAAAUAAAUCAGUCUUGCAGACAAACGACAGUGCACAUUUCUGUAUCUUGUCUCUACCUUUUCUUUACAAUGGAAAUUUUUGUUAGUGGCUGUUGUUGCUCUAAGUUUUGCAUUUUCACAGACCAUAUCAGAUAAGUGGUUUCUCAUCUCACGGAUGAGUUCUGUCACAACAAGAAAUAGGUAAGAAAGAUAAGACAAAUGCUGUUUGGUCAGAGUGCAUUGUGACAGGCUUUCUUUUUCAAUUCCUAUUCCAUAUCUGUAUAUGAAGUUACUCAGACAUGAGAAGAAAACAUGCAGAAAAUUUUUCACCCAAAAAGCAAAGACACGUGUCACUGCUAUUGAGAAGGAGCUCCUGGAAAACACAUUCAUGUGCAAUGUUGUCAAGAAAUCAAACCCUGAGGACAAACAAAAAGCAAGCGUGAACACUGUAGAAGGGAUGAUGGUCAUUUUUUUUGUGUUAAAAAAAAUGUCUGGUGGUUCCAAACACUCAAAAAUCUCAAUAAUUAUCUAUUUGUAAUUCUACAUCCAUGGAAAGAUAAGAAAAUGGGCCCCUAGACACACACGUAAUGACUGUGA